AUUCACAAGGCUUUGGUCGGCCAGAGGCUACAGUAGAAGUCACUUGCCCGGCGUACAACGCAGUGGCACUGAACCCCAAACUACAUGGUUGUUUAGCGAGCUUCUAAACUACCACUACAUGUCUGCGCCUAUCGAAGAUUCUGGUCGAAGAUUUUAAGUAAACGUGAUUUGAUAACAGUAUACACAAAUUUAAUGUGAAACUGUAAAACAAUAAAUUAUUUACAUCUUGUAUUAUAUUUGAAGCAUAACAUUAACUUUUGAAAGAUACAAUUUUAACUGAAGAAUUCUAAUAACUUAAUUAAACUUUAUGGAGACCCUGUACAGUAUCUAUGAUCCAACCUGAUUUCAGAACUAUAAAUAGUUGGUUUACAUAUCUAUGAAAGAUACAGCAAAGCUUUCCCGAAAAUAUAUCUCUAAGAAGUUGAAGCAAACUAGAACAGUACAUUGGUCAAGACAGCAACUUCGCAUUCGAAAAGCAAGGUCUCUUGUCCAUUGCUGUCCAUCCUCACAAUCGACAAGUGAAAAUAGGAACACCCAUUGUGCUGCACCAAAACUCUGUAACAGAACAGGUCUAAUUGUCGAAACUUUUAUGCUCCACGCAUUCAAAGCUGCUAUUAUGACUGAUAGUAAAUGGAAAGGUGUUUUCAUACCACGUAUUCUCCUCAUGCCAUUAGAUAUGUCAUUUCGGUUCAGAUGCCCGCAGUUUCCACGGACAAAGUGUUGUCCUAUGAAAGACAGCACGUCUCUGGCACAGUACUUCAGGUUUGUUGGAUUUGUACUGAAACGAUUAUGUGUCAACCAGAUCAGUACUAUGCUCCAUGCCCACAUGUUGGCCCAAGCAGACAGUUUCAGAAUACUAAUCAUAGGAGAAGGAAUAUUGUCUACAUGAGAGCUAUU
Molecule: messenger RNA, 897 nt
Organism: Octopus bimaculoides (California two-spot octopus)
Lineage: Eukaryota; Metazoa; Mollusca; Cephalopoda; Octopoda; Octopodidae
Source: RefSeq, a predicted model, not a curated record